Messenger RNA from Cebus imitator (Panamanian white-faced capuchin), 2237 nucleotides. RefSeq names its product cerebellin 3 precursor (gene CBLN3). Gene Ontology annotation, molecular function: protein binding. The record is from RefSeq and is a predicted model, not a curated record. The transcript has 3 exons. Bases 360 to 977 code for a protein of 205 amino acids. Lineage: Eukaryota; Metazoa; Chordata; Mammalia; Primates; Cebidae.
CACACGCAUGUUCUCCAUCCACGCCAGGUCCGGCCUCCAGUGCUGUCCCGUCCAGAAGGGCUGCCCUGAAGCUCUGGCUGCAGCCCUCCCGUCCAGCUGGAGGGCGGCUUCAUCCUUCCUCUCCCUCCCAAAGCCCAACUGCUGUCACUGCAUGCUCUGCCAAGGAGGAGGGAACUGCAGUGACAGCAGGAGUGAGAGUGGGAGGCAGGACCGAGCCGGGACCCAGGUAUGGAGAUGGGGUGCAGCCAGCCUGGAGAGGGCAGAUGAGCAGGUGCCGGCGGUGAGAGUCCAGGGAGAGGAGCAGAAACAGAAAAGGGGCAGAAGACAGGGGCACUUGUGGGUUGCAGAGCCACCCGGCCAUGUUGGGAGCCAAGCCACACUGGCUACCAGGUCCCCUACACAGUCUGGGGCUGCCCUUGGCUCUGGUGCUUCUGGCCCUGGGGACUGGGUGGGCCCAGGAGGGGUCAGAGCCUGUCCUGCUGGAAGGGGAGUGCCUGGUGGUCUGUGAACCUGGCAGAGCUGCUGCAGGGGGGCCCGGGGGAGCAGCCCUGGGAGAGGCGCCCCCUGGGAGAGUGGCAUUUGCUGCGGUCAGAAGCCACCACCAUGAGCCAGCAGGGGAAACCGGCAAUGGCACCACGGGGGCCAUCUACUUCGACCAGGUGCUGGUGAACGAGGGCGGUGGCUUUGACCGGGCCUCGGGCUCCUUCGUAGCCCCUGUCCGGGGUGUCUACAGCUUCCGGUUCCAUGUGGUGAAGGUGUACAACCGCCAAACUGUCCAGGUGAGCCUGAUGUUGAACACGUGGCCUGUCAUCUCAGCCUUUGCCAAUGACCCAGACGUGACCCGGGAGGCAGCCACCAGCUCUGUGCUACUGCCCUUGGACCCUGGGGACCGAGUGUCUCUGCGCCUGCGUCGGGGAAAUCUACUGGGUGGCUGGAAAUACUCAAGCUUCUCUGGCUUCCUCAUCUUCCCCCUCUGAGGACCCAAGCCCUUCAAGGACAAGAAUCCAGCCCUUGCCCACUUUCUUCUGCCCUCUCUUGUCCCAGAACCAGCAGAGGCAGGAGAGAGACUCCCUCUGGCUGCCUGUAUCCCACCUCCUUGCAUGGGACCCUGUGCCAAACACCCAAGUUUAAGAAAAGAGUAGAGCUGUGGCAUCUCCAGACCUGGCCUUCCCACUCACCCAUCCCCAGUUACCCUCCCAGCCACCUGCUGCAUCUGUUCCUGCCUGCAGCCCUAGGAUCAGGGCAAGGUUUGGCAAGAAGGGAGAUCUGUACUACUUUGCAGGCUCUGCUCCUCCUGUUCCCCCACCCCAGCUUCCUGCUCAAUGCUGUUUGGGACAGGUGGCACAGGUGAGCCUGACAGGCCCCCACAGGGGCCCAGAUGGACUAGCCUGAGCGUACCCUGCAGGCUUCUUCCUGCGAGGAAUGCCAGCAUCACGGAUCUCAGCCAGCACCAUCAGAAGCUAAACCAGCACCGUAUGGGCUAGGGUGAGAGGCUCCACUACAGGCAGAAGUGUGGGAAGGGCCUGGAGUCUAUGGCUGGUGAGGAAGGAAGGAGGGUGUAUGACCUAGUCUGAACAUGGUACACAUUCUGCAUGUAUAGCAGGGCAGCCAGCAGGCAGCAAUCCUGGCUGUCCUUCUGUGCCAAAUCCCAGAUAGACUUUGGCCUUUACCUUCCUACCUGAGACUAGGGUGUGUGUGUUUGCCCUGGCCGUGAGCAGAGCUGAGAGUGGGUGUACAGAGCUGGAGGUGGACCAUGGAAAACAUCGAUAACCAUGCAUCCUCUGGUUUGUCCACCUCCUGAAACUGCUCCACCUUUGACGUUCAAACUUCAGUCACUCCACAGUCUGACUGCCGCCUCCUUCCUCCCAGCUCUCUCACUGAGUUAUCUUCACCGUACCUGUUCCAGCCUAUCCCUGCCAUCUCUUUUUCUCCUAAUCUGUACUACCGUAUUCUUUUUCUUAAGCUUUCUAUUACCUGGGAUUCCAUGAUUCAUUCCUUCAGAUGCUCUCCUGCCAGUAUGCCAAACCCUCCCUCUCUCUUUCUUAUGCCGCUGUCCCAUUGACCCAGCCUGGAUGAAUCUGUCCGUAAAACAACUAGAGAAUGGUGGUCAGUGAGACACUAUACAAUCACUAAAGAGAAGAUACCAUUGAAGUUUGGAUCGGGUGUUACAGGCUACAAGUAGGUAUGUUGUAGAGAAAAAUAAAUAUUAAACUGUAUGCUAAAGUUAAAUUUUAAAA